GGCUCGGCGGCGGGUCCGGGGCAGGAGCGGAGCGGGGCGAGGCUCAUCCCGCAGCGGGAGUGCUGCCCUCGGGGCUCGCGGCUCGUCCUGCCGUGCGGCCGGUGGGCAGGAACAAAGCCUGGGGCGGGGGGAGGACACUCGCCCAAGGGAACGGGCGCUGGGUGCAGCCCCGCGGAAGGGGAGACGUUGCUCCUCACUGGCCUCUUUGCGUCGGCAGCUCAGCGGCCCCGUCCCGAACGAUGGAGAACUACCACAUCCUCGAAAUGGUCGGCGAAGGCUCCUUUGGGCGCGUGUACAAGGGGCGCCGGAAGCACAGCGCCCAGGUGGUGGCCUUGAAGUUCAUCCCCAAGGUGGGGCGGUCUGAGAAGGAGCUGAAGAACCUGCAGCGGGAAAUUGAGAUUGUGAGAGAUCUCCAUCACCCCAACAUCAUCCAGAUGCUUGACAGCUUUGAGACUGCUAAGGAGGUGGUGGUAGUGACUGACUACGCAGAGGGAGAGCUCUUCCAGAUCCUGGAGGACGAUGGGAGUUUCCCUGAGGACCAGGUCCAGACCAUAGCUGCCCAACUCAUCUCCGCUCUCUAUUACCUGCACUCCCACCGCAUCCUGCACCGUGACAUAAAACCCCAGAACAUCCUGCUGGCCAAAGAUGGUGUUGUCAAGCUCUGUGACUUCGGCUUUGCCCGUACCAUGAGCAUCCACACCAUGGUGCUGACCUCCAUCAAGGGCACCCCGCUGUACAUGUCCCCUGAGCUGGUGGAAGAACGGCCGUAUGACCACACAGCAGACCUGUGGUCUGUGGGCUGCAUCCUGUACGAGCUGUUUGUGGGUACUCCUCCCUUCUACACCAACAGCAUCUUCCAGCUUGUCAGCCUCAUCAUCAAGGACCCUGUCAAAUGGCCCAUGACCAUGAGCCCAGUGUUCAAGAGCUUCCUUCAGGGUUUACUAAUGAAGGACCCCCACCAGCGCCUGUCAUGGCCAGAGCUGCUUUCUCACCCCUUCAUUGCUGGACGGGUUACUGUGAUUGAUGACACAGAAGAGCAUGUGAUCUCAAACCCCUUCACCACCAAGCUGUCCCCAGAGCUGCAGGCCCUGAAGGAGCAGCAAGUCCAUUCCAUGGCCCCCAGGAGCAGCCAGUCCAGGAUCCUGAGAAAGGCCCAGCAGAAGAUGGCUGAAGAGAGACAGAAAAAGGGGCAACUGAAGGCAGGUGAUGCAUCUAUGAAGGAUUCUGACAAUGGACCUCCCACGCAUAGACCCAGGGCAGCAUCACGGAAGGCAGCCCGUGAGGAGAGGGAGCCAUUGGCUGCCUCCAGUGAGAAGAAUCCAUGUCUCCUGCAAGGGAAAAGCAGCAUAGCAGAGUGGGAGUUUGAGGAGUGUCCUCCCAACCCAGGGCAACACAGCCUCUCUCGAGACUAUGAGUGGGAGUUUCCUGAAGCAGGUUCCCAUCCACAGCCUGGUGCUGGCAGGACAGAGCCCUGGGGCAGGCACAGCACUGAGGCUGUAGACUUGGAGAGUGAGGAGCUGGAGAGCGAUGAGGAGUGGCAGCAUCUGAUUGAGGGCACUGAGCCCUCAGCCAUGCAGCUGAGCAUGCCUCUGAGCCUCCUGAGGGACCCGGCCUUCCAGCACCAUGUCCGGGACCACCUGGCAGACUCUGCUCAGCAGGUGCUGGAAGGGAUGCUGGAGGGAGCCUCCCAUCUUCGUUCUGUGCUUCGUGUUAUGGGCAACCUCCUGUCUACCCAGUGUGAUGCUGAGCUGCUGGACCACUUCUGCCAAGAACUGAAUGUGCCUCUGUCACUGCUGUGUCUAGCCAAGCAGAUCCUGGAGACUGGUUGCACCAAGCAGCAGCCCUGGUGUAUCACUGUGCUGACAGACAUCCUCAUGGUGACCAAAGUUUAUUUCAGCAGUGAAUGCAGCCUGGAGGAGAGUGGGCGAAAGGACAGCCUGCAGGCCUUUCAGGAGAGUGCUGACUGCUUCUUGUCCCUGCUGCCGGAGCUGCUGGCUGCACCAGUUGACACUGAGAUGAGACUCUGCCAGCAAAGCCUCCUGUGCUUCACCCAGCUCUGUGAGAGCCUGGACACGACAGACCCCUCUAUCUCUGCACACUUCUACACCAGGCUGCGAGAGGAGUAUCAGCCCCUGCUGAACAGACUCCUUCAGGGAUCCAUCUCAGAGCAGCCUGCUCUUCGAGGUGCAGCGGCGGAGGGCAAGUCAGCCCAUGACCAGAGUCCAUGUGUGGCAGACGUCUUCCUGGCUGCGUUGGCUGCUGCCUGCAGCAUCCCCCUGGAGAGAAACAGCUGUUGGGAAGCCAAGCAGCAGGUUACUCAUGCAGUAGCUGAAAAGCUUAUGGAAGGAGAGAGCCAGCAACUUGCAAGACUGCUGGGGAGAUUGGAGCACCCAGGCUGCUCCUUGAACAUCCUGAAGAUCCUCUACGCUGGCUGCCAUGCCUGUCCAAACCUGUGCCAGUACCUGGGAAGGAGCCAACCACUGUGGGAUUCCCUCAUGCAGCUCUUGAAGGGUGAGGUCCCUGUGGUGGAGGUGGCCCAGGAGGCAGCCUGUGAAGCCUCUCUGUAUCUGCUGGCCCUGCUCACCCUGCAGCUUCAGGCCUCCCCUCCCAGGCUUGAGGAGGUGGUUACCCUGGCUGUGGACCUCAUCACCCAGUCUCCUGUCGUGUCCCUCGUGCUGUGGCUCCCCCUGCCAAUGGGUGCUGGUCUCUAUGAUGGGCUCUUUUUCCUCCUGCUGGAACUCCUUGAACAGGAGGAUGUGGCCUUGGAGCAGGGCUUUGCUUCCUCAGAGCUGUGGAGCCUGGUCUGGCAUUGUGUUGCUGUGGUGCUUCAUGUGGGCACCAACAGGGCAGCGCUGGAGGGAGACCCGCCCCCAGGUGCUGGUCACCACAUGGCAGAGCCAGACUGGAACCUCCUCUCCCCUCAAGGAACCCUGUUCUUCCUCAGCCUGGCCCUCAGAGUCUUCACUCGUGAGUCCUACCAGUGCCUGCUUCAGCUCACCCAGUCCCAUGGUGUCCUCAUGGUGACACUGAAGAGACUGCUGUCCCCUGGCUUCUUGGCAUGCCUGGCACAGAUGCAAGCAGGAAAGGAUGGGGACCCUGAGGUUGUCCCAGAUGUGGUCAUCCAGGUCUGCCAGCUCCUCUGUUUCCCUUUUGCCCUGGAUGUGGAUAAAGACACCUUAGCACUGAUCAUGGAGGCUGUGAGAGAUACCCAGAUCCCUGCCCAGCUGCUGCAGGUCUGCGCUCGCCAUCUGCCCUUCUCGUUCACCGAGCUCCCCAUGGGCCUCUUGUGCCAUCUUGUUGUGUCUGAUACACAGGUCAUAGACCAAGUAGUGAGGGAAGCUGCUGCCUCGGAGCACAUUGUUGCCUUCUUGAAGUCUGUCUUGUUCUCAGACAAUGUCACGCUCACAACUGACCUCCUGUCUCUCUUGGCCCACGUGGCCCGGACCUGUUCAGAGCACCUGCUCUUUCUCCAGAGGAUCCUAAGGGACUCAGAUGUGGCUGACCAGCCACUGACCUACCUGCUUAGCCACCAGCAACACCUGAUACGGGCCAGAACCUGCAACUUGCUGGGCAACCUGCUCCGCCACAGCUUUCCCCCAGCGCUGCAGAGCCAGCCCGGUUGGCUGGAGAGGCUGCUGGAGUGCCUGUCGGACCCGGAGGGCUGCGUGCGCAGGGCAGCCACCUUUGCAGUGGGCAACGCCGCCUUCCACGCGUCUUGCCCGGCGGGGACCCUGCGCAGGGCCGUACCCACGCUGACCCGGCUGCUGAGCGACACGCAGGCCAAGACGUGCUGCAACGCGGCCCUGGCCCUGAGCAACCUGGGCCAGCGCGGGGCGGAGCUGCGGGAUCUGCUAAUCCAGAACAGGGCCCCCGACCUCCUGCUGCAGGUGACCUGCCAGGACCCGCGCAAAACCGUGAGGGAGGGAGCCCUCGAAGCACUGCGAGCCCUCAGCCAGUACCCCGGGAUCCAGCAGGUCCUGCUGGCCCUCAACGCCACCGAGAGACUGGCCGCGCUGGCCGGUGGCAGUCCCCGGUCGCAUUCUGCCCGGCACUGCGAGGUGCUCCUCCGCCGCCUCGCAGCUCUGCGCGGCCGCGCGGGGCCCAGCCAGCUGUAGCCGCAGACCGGCGCUGGGCGGUGACGCCCGGGCACCCCGGGACGCCACCGACGCCUCCUUCGCCCUCCUCAGACUCUAGCCGGACCUUCCUUGGAACUCGCGUUGUCCGCUCGAGGGGGACUCUACCCGGCCUUCUUUACCCGGGGUGCCCCCCGUGGGAAUCCGGCCCUGGAAAAAAAUGCCCGUUCCUUUCGAAACCGCCUGUUUCCCGGCGGCUCCCAGUGCCGUGCCCGCGUCGCGGGGCUGAGCUCCGCCGCCAGGCUCCGCCGCGCCGCCAGGGGGCGGUGCACCCCGUGGCGCGGUGGCUGCCGGGAGCUGUAGUCACGUGGGCCCGCCGGCUCCCCAUGGUAACGGCGGCGGCGGGUCCGGCGGGCCCGGGUGGGCGUGGCCAAGAAAAACUUGGUGUCUUGAUUAGGACAGAAAUUGAUUAUCAUCCUCUGGAUUUGCACACAGAAUGUGGUUCUGCAAGGAUGACACUGGAGGUGAGAGGGAACAGUGAUGCUUAACUGUGGCAAAGUGGCACACCAGGCUGUUGCACCAACAGCAUUUCUGUGGUAGCUAAGCUGUCUCUGAGCUGUCUUGUCCUCAUGAACAACUUGUGGCCAGCAACACCCUCUGCUCUUCAGCUUGUACUUGCUGGUAGCCUCAGGCACUGCUUUGGCAUGGUGUGUGACUGCGGUUGAGGCCACUUGUUUCUUGGAGCUGCUGUAGGGGAGGAAGGGGGGUGGAAACACAAGUUGAAUAUGCUGUUGAAACACAAGUUUGUACCUAGCUACCAGCUGUUGGAGCAGCUUUAGGCACUCAGUUGGUUUCAGAUCAAUGUUGUUAAUCUUGUUCAAAGUUUUAAAUUUUUUGAAGGGAUACAAACGCUUAUUUUGAAAUGUAUAUUGUUUUAAAACCUGUGUUUUGCGUUGUUGUUAACUUGCUUGUUCAAGCUUUAAUCAAAAGUCCCAGAGCUGCGACUGAGGAACUUGGUGUGAACUCAGGUCUCAUUUAGAAAAAAAUGUUACCCUUUUUAAUUGUCAAAACAGAAUAUGCACCUUGCAAUGGCAUAGAAAACAGUAGCAAUUGCAGUUGUCUAACCUCUCCUCCUUUGGGCUGCGUGUGACUCACAGCACAUUAUCAGGUCAGCUUGCGGUGCAUGCAUUUACAAGCUCUUGUUAUUUUAAGUGUGUCACCAAGCUUCGUUUAAAAUAACCUCCCCAGCCAAACUCCUUUAACAGUGGGAUGAUGUGCAUACCUGGGCUCUUAAGGUCUUGUCCUUUCCUGUUUGGGAGAGGACUGUGAGGAGCUGCCACGCUGCCAUUGGAGGAGCACAUGCUGCAGCAGGGCUCGGGCUGGAAGAAAGGAUUUUGACUGAUGCUCCUGGGGUGCACAGAGACUGGGGCAUGUGUUGGUCCUAUGCACUUGUGACGUGACAUUUGUACAGGCUGUGGCAGCGCUCCAGCUGAUGUCCCAACAUUUGUGAGCAACCUGUGUGGCAAUAGAAGGUGCUGGCAGAAUCAUUGUAAGCAAGUGCAGCUGUACAGUCACUCCAACAGUGACAGCUUUGGCCUCUGUAUUGUGUGUCAGUAAGUCCAAGCCAAGAUCCAUUAAUUACUGGGUUGGGUUUGAAUUCCAGCCUGGCCAGUUCACCCAGGGCUUUUCCUAGCUCACAUUUCUACAAUAAAAUUUCAAGAGUGUAGUUUUAUUUCCAUUGUGAGAUGCAGAACAGACUCCAGCUCCUUUGUCAUAGGGUUGGAUUGGCAGAACUAGGGAUUGCAUCAAGCUGUGACCUUUAUCCAUCCCAAAACUCCAACUGAAUUA
Molecule: messenger RNA, 5921 nt
Organism: Corvus hawaiiensis (hawaiian crow)
Lineage: Eukaryota; Metazoa; Chordata; Aves; Passeriformes; Corvidae
Product: tubulin monoglutamylase TTLL4-like
Exons: 26
Coding region: 240-4115 (1291 amino acids)
Biological process (GO): protein polyglutamylation; protein phosphorylation; microtubule cytoskeleton organization
Cellular component (GO): cilium; cytoplasm
Molecular function (GO): tubulin-glutamic acid ligase activity; protein kinase activity; tubulin binding
Source: RefSeq, a predicted model, not a curated record